Molecule: messenger RNA, 1148 nt
Organism: Alexandromys fortis (reed vole)
Lineage: Eukaryota; Metazoa; Chordata; Mammalia; Rodentia; Cricetidae
Product: keratin-associated protein 5-4-like
Exons: 3
Coding region: 1-1008 (335 amino acids)
Source: RefSeq, a predicted model, not a curated record
AUGUGCUGUGUUACGCUAUGUCGUGAUAGUGGUGUUAUUUGCAUUAUCCACAGCAGUUGGUUGAGGAGUUGUGAUUGUGUAGGGAAUGGCAUCACUACUGUUAGCUGUAGGAGGACUUGUAGGAAAAGCUGCAGUUGUGUCAGGAAACGUGGUGUCGCUUGUACUGUCGGCAGUAGUUAUUUCAGGACGUGUAGCUGUGGAAGGAAUAGCAUCACUAGUGUUAGCAGUAGCACUGGUAGGGAAAGGUGUAGUUGUGUUGGGAAAUGUGGGGUGGGUUGUAUUGUCAACAGUUGGUUCAGGAGUUGUGGUUAUCAAAGGAAUCACAUCACUAGUGUUAGCAGUAGGACUCAUAGGGAAAGGUGUAGUUGUGUUGGGAAAUGUGGGGUCAGUUGUAUUGUCAACAGUUGGUUCAAGAGUUGUAGUUAUCAAAGGAAUCACAUCACUAGUGUUAGCAGUAGGACUCAUAGGGAAAGGUGUAGUUGUGUUGGGAAAUGUGGGGUGGGUUGUAUUGUCAACAGUUGGUUCAGGAGUUGGGGUUGUCAUAGUAAUCACAUCUUUAGUGUUAGCAGUAGGAGUCAUGGGGAAAGGUGUAGUUGUAUUGGGAAAUGUGGGGUCAGUUGUUUUGUCAACAGUUGGAUAAGGAGUUGGGGUUGUCAUAGUAAUCACAUCAUUAGUGUUAGCAGUAGGAGUCAUGGGGAAAGGUGUAGUUGUAUUGGGAAAUGUGGGGUCAGUUGUAUUGUCAACAGUUGGUUCAAAAGUUGUAGUUGUCAAAGGAAUCACAUCACUAGAGUUAGCAGUAGGACUCACGGUUAUAGGUGUUGUUGUGUCAGGAAAUGUGGGGGCAGUUGUACUGUCGGUAGUAGUUAUUUCAGGAGUUGGGGUUGUCAUAGGAAUCACAUCACUAGAGUUAGCAGUAGAACUUGUAGGGAAAGGUGUAGUUAUUUCAGGAAGUGUGGGUGUGGAAGUACUUUCUGUUUCAGGUGUAGUUGUGACAGCAAUACUGGUUGAGGGUUCAGUGCUAGAUGCAGUUGUGUGAGGGCUUGUGGGAAAUACACUGGUUGUAUCUGGUGGGGGAAGUAUAGGAUCUCCAUAAACCCAGAUAAUCUCUGUCAUCUUUUCUAGGUUCACAUUCUUUUCCGUCAGUUGAA